Schistocerca piceifrons (Central American locust) is the source of this 1053-nucleotide messenger RNA. RefSeq lists its product as uncharacterized. The record is from RefSeq and is a predicted model, not a curated record. Bases 1 to 1053 code for a protein of 350 amino acids. NCBI's taxonomy places the organism in Eukaryota, Metazoa, Arthropoda, Insecta, Orthoptera, Acrididae. Gene Ontology annotation, molecular function: zinc ion binding; nucleic acid binding. The transcript is spliced from 5 exons.
AUGAAUCAUAACUCCAGCAACAAAAUUUUGGAGCUACCAGUGCUUGCUAAUGUUCAAGUAUUUAGCCACGUGGAUGGGAAGUGUCAAAUCAAAAUGACAAGAGUUCUUAAAAAACAAAACAAAAAAGACACUUCAAUUCAAGCAUUUAUUCUAGAUACACAAAUACUAACAGCAGAAUUAGCUUUGAUGCAUGGAGGGGAAGAAGAUAAUAUUAACGGUACGCGUGAAGGUGUAGAGUUGCCGCAAGAUGCGACAAGUGCUCAAAAAGAAGCGUAUGUGGAAUGGCACAAGGACGACGCAAAGCCAGCAAGUCUUGCAGCAAGUGCGCUAAGUAAACCUGUUGCAGAACUCGUCUUAACGUGCAAGAAUACUAAAGAAAUCUCGGAUAAAUUACGCGCCCGAUUUGAACGUAGCAGUACUCAGCGUUUGAAUAUGUUGCUUGAAACAAUUUUCCGUGUUAAACGUGAUGAAACGGAAGAUAUUAGUGCACAUGCGGCCAAACUGCAAAAGUUAUUUGUGGACCUGAACGAUGAAUUAGUAAAACAUGAAGAAAAUACGCUAUCUGAAAGAAUCUUAAAUGGUCGAAUUUUGUGUACGCUGGGAAAAGACUACGACAAUUUUAAGAAUCUCUGGGAUACAGCUGCUUGGUUUGCAGCUUUCGUCGUAUCUAAAACAAGAAAACGGCAAGUAAAGAUGACGGAGUCACAAUUAAAACAGAAGUUUUCGUGUAAUAUAUGCAAACAAUUAGGUCACUGGGCAGCAGAGUGUCCACAGAAGGCCGGCCGAAGUGGACGAGCGAACACUCAUGACAGCAAUAAAAGAAAAGAGAAGAAGCGAGACGGUGAACACGCUGCAUUUACUUCAUACGCUAUGGGUGUGUGUACCAGUAACCACAGUGACCCAAAUAAAUGGUAUUGCGGCAGUGGCGCUACAAAUCAUAUCACUCCCAACGAACAGUAUUUUGUUUCGUAUAGUGAAUUUGAUGCUCCUCAAGUAAUUCCAUUGGGAAGACAACAUGUCAAAAUGUGUGCGUACGGUCAAGGAACAGUUUAA